Messenger RNA from Blepharisma stoltei, 2947 nucleotides. The record is from the annotation of a GenBank genome assembly. NCBI's taxonomy places the organism in Eukaryota, Ciliophora, Heterotrichea, Heterotrichida, Blepharismidae.
AUGUCACAAACUCCUAAGCCAGAGCUCAUUGUCAUCCCAAAUAGGCUCCAACCUUCAAUUAAAGGUCAAACUCUCAACCAAACUCCCGGAAUUUAUUUUUCUGAAAAACCAAAAAAAAUAUUAGGAUCUUACAAAAAAGCCGCGCUCCUCAUGAAAGUCCAAGGGACUGAGGUUCCUUCACACGACGACUAUUCAUAACGACUAUUUUUUUUUGGCCUAUUUUUUUUUGCCUAUUUUUUUUUGGCCUAUUUUUUUUUUGGCAUAUUUUUUUUGGCCUAUUUUUUUUUGGCCUAUUUUUUUUUGGCCUAUUUUUUUUUGGCCUAUUUUUUUUGGCCUAUUUUUUUUGGCCUAUUUUUUUUGCCUAGCCUCAUUCAUGAAGCUGCUGAGAGUACUAAAACCUUAUUGAGAAACAGAGGCCUUUCCUUACGCGAUUAAUAUUGAGUAAAUUAAGUGAAAAACUCCUAAUUAAAUCUAAAAUUCUCGAAAUUUUAAAAGCAAAUGAAUUAGUAUUCAUGGAGUAAGAAAUCUGUUGAGGUUGCAUUUUUUGUUGGUUAAAUCGUUUAAAACACAUUAAAAAUUAGAUUAAAACAAUUAGUAUGGAAUUAUGCCCAAAUAUUAGUAAAAAAUAGUUAAAAAAUUGUCAAAAAAAAGGCCAAAAAAAUAGGCCAAAAAAAAAAUAGGCCAAAAAAAAAAAUAGGCCAAAAAAAAAUAGGCCAAAAAAAAAUAGGUGAAAAAAAAAAUAGGCCAAAAAAAAUAGGCCAAAAAAAAAUAGGUGAAAAAAAAUAGGCCAAAAAAAAAAUAGGCCAAAACAAAAUAGGCCAAAAAAAAAUAGUCGUUAUGAAAUAGUCGUCGUGUGAAGAUACGAGGGACUGAGCUUCUGAAAGAGGAAUAUGAAAUAUUUUUUAAGUACUUGGAAAAUUUCAAAAAUAUCCAAUCAAAAUUCCUCGAAAGAAGGGAAGCUCAAAUACAAUCAAAAAUAAGCUCGUUGCAAAAUUUAAAUACAGAUAUCGAAUUAGAAAGUACAAAAAUUAAAGAAAUAGAAAUCGAGCUCGAGAAAACAAGAAACAAUAAACUUGCUAGGAUUUUUGAACUCAAAGGCAAAAUAGCACAAGAAAAAAACCAAUUAGAGUUUCUCCGUCCAAAAAGAGAAGCGCUUGAAAAGUUAUCAAUUGAAAAAAGUAUAGAUCUUCAAAAUAUUAGAGAAAUUAAGCAAGCUGCACAAGCAAAACUUCAAAAUUCAAUUGCAGAAAGAGAUAAAAUAAAAAGUUUAGUCUUAUCUCAGCAAGAGGAAAUUGAAAAUCUUGAAAUAAUAAAGCAGUCUUAUGCUGAAGAGAUUGAUAACUUACAAAGACAAAGGCUGCAAGAUUAUGCUGAAAUUAAGGUGCUACAUAAUAGGCUACAAGAGCUAAAAGGAAAUAUAAGGGUCUUCUGCAAAAUUCGGCCAUUGUUGGAAAAUGAAAUGGAAGAGCCAGCAAAUAUUGAAAUUGAUAGAAAACUCAUCACAAUUCAUAAACCAGAUAAAGCAAAUUCUUUUAGAUUCGAUAGAGUAUUUGGCCCACAAGUCACAAUUGAUGAGCUGUUUGGAGAAAUUUCCCAGCUCGUUCAAAGUGCUUUAGAUGGCUAUAAAGUAUGUAUUUUUGCAUAUGGACAGACUGGGUCAGGAAAAACUUAUACAAUGGAAGGUCCAAAAGAUUUUAUGGGGAUUUCACAAGGAAAAGGGAUUAUUCAGAAAUCAGUUGAGCAGCUAUUUCAGAGCAGUGAAAAAUUGAAAUUACUUGGGUGGAAUUUCAAUUUCCAAGUUUCAAUUAUAGAAAUUUAUAAUGAGCAGAUCUUAGAUUUACUGGAAAACUCAAAAAAGAUGACAGCAUUUAGCGUAUCAAUGAUAAAUCCAGUUUAUAUUGAUAUAUACAGCUAUGAAGAUUUAUACCCUCUUUUAACAAAAGCAAGAAAACAACGAUCAGAGGCCCAAACUUCAUGCAAUGCUCAUUCAUCAAGAUCUCAUUGUUUAUUUCAAUUAAAAAUUAAUGGGAGAAAAGGCAUUGAAGAAAUUAAUGGUACAUUAAAUUUAAUCGACUUGGCCGGAUCUGAAAAGUUAAAGAAUUCUAAUGCAGAAGGUGAUAGGCUAGAAGAAACAAAAAAUAUAAAUAGGUCUUUAAGCGCGCUAAGAGAUGUGAUUCAAGCCCUUGUUGAAAAACGUGGAUAUAUACCCUUCAGAAAUUCCAAACUCACGACCAUUUUACAGAAUUCAUUAGGAGGCGAUGGAAAAACCCUUAUGUUUGUAAAUAUUUCUCCUCUUGCAAUAAACUUGCAGGAGACGAUUUAUAAUUAAAAAUAUGGCGUCUCAACUUGGGUCUGGCCUUUCGGCCAGACAGUUUCGAGCCCUAUUUAAUUAUAUCCGGCAAGGUUUUGCCUAGCUAGAGAUGGACAGCAAUAUCAGGUAAGCAAUUCUGGCAGUGUACAGAGCCUGAUCCUAGUCCGUUCUCAGGUUAGGAUUUUACCUCGAGGGAAGAGGGAGCUUGGAGUUGGAAAGGGGAAGCCCAGCAGUGCCUACAGGUAAUCCCUAGGCCAAUCGGACAAAUCUCUAGCGAGAAACCGGGAGUUUCGCCCGGGCUACAAGUUUUCCUCUUUUGCUGGAAGUCGGCCAGAAAUUCCAUUUUUUGGAAUUUCCCAGCAGACAACCCCCCGUUACAGAGAAAGUAGCUCAUUCAUGAGCCGUCGAAGCCGGAACAUUGCGCAGGAGGCGCGCGUUGGAGAUCAAAGCUAGCUGUCCCAGCAACUAGUGGGCCCCGAGCGACGAGAGCGUGGUGGUAGUCCUGGAAGAGAACCCCGUAGGAGACGUUAAACGUCAUGGUUAAUAAGUUAAGUUAAGUUGCAGGAGACGAUUUACUCAUUACUGUUCGCACAAAAAGUCAAUAUUUGCUCACUUCCUCAUCAGGGUAUUAAUUAA